Messenger RNA from Coturnix japonica (Japanese quail), 8463 nucleotides. RefSeq names its product Rho/Rac guanine nucleotide exchange factor 18 (gene ARHGEF18). Gene Ontology annotation, biological process: small GTPase-mediated signal transduction. Lineage: Eukaryota; Metazoa; Chordata; Aves; Galliformes; Phasianidae. Gene Ontology annotation, molecular function: guanyl-nucleotide exchange factor activity. The record is from RefSeq and is a predicted model, not a curated record.
AACGGCCGCUGCCAUCAUCUCUGUGCUUUGGUUCCUCCCCAUUCAGUGCCUGCUGGGCCUGCUGGGCCGGGGUUCUGUCGGCACUGCAAUGGUGUGAGGAGCUGUGGGCACAGCCUGUUGUGCUGGGCUGUCACGCUGCAUGCAGAGCACUUCUUCUCCGAACGGAACAGGAAACCAUUUGCAGCAACAUCAAACACCGAGCCCAGCAUUGCUCUGCAGCUCCCAGGACCCCGCAGUGGGCGCUUUGGGGUGUGCAGCCCCCAGGAGGGUCAGCCGGACCCCCAGCACCUCAUCCCCUGCUAUAGGGCCACCGCUGGAGGAAAGGCAGUAUGGGUGCGGUGGUUUUGUUUGUGCCUUCGGAAAGGGGAAGCGGUGAAGUGGUGCAGCCCGAGGCCCCCGCGAGCCGCCCAGCGGUGAGGAUCUUCCUUCCUCAAUGAGGGGCUGCUGCUCACCGGGCACCUGCAGGAUCCGGGCUGGAGAUUGCUGGAUGUUGCUGGAGAUGCCCACGGCCCUCAGGGGUCUGACUGCAAGCCGUGCUUACGGGAGCUCGCUGACCGCAGUCCCUCUGCUUUGGAGUAUCACAGCCCCAAGCGUUUCCUCCCGUCCCUGAUUGCUGAGGAUGACACCUUGUUCACCAGCAUGGCCGAAGAAAAGGAGGAUUCAUCUUCCACAGAGCUGGAUGUCCCAACAGCAGACACACACAGCAGCACGGAGGAUCUCCUCUCAGACUCCGCUCUGCACGGCACGGAGUAUUACAAAGACCUGGGGCUCCUGAGCCCACCAGCUGACAGAACAGUGCCAGAGAUGGCAGCACAGCCAGAAGCAGCCCCCCAGGCUGCAUCUGCCAUUUGCUUAUUGGAGGAGAGAUCCAGAGCUCUGGGAAAGGUGUCUGUGGAUGUGGCUUUUUCCAAUCCCAUCUCCUGCUCGGUGCGUUAUGGUGAGGCUGACUGCCACUCUCUGAACAAAGCCAGUUCAGAAACCACCACUGCUGGGUGCCCUGCAGAGGAAGAUGAAGCUUUGGAUCUCCAGGAGGCCUCAGAGUCCUUCCCCACACUGGUGAGAUCCAUGUCUACCUCUAGGAGGCACAGCUGGGAGAGCCCCUUGUCACCUGUGGACUGCAAGCGCAGGUUCAGCUUGGAUACCACAGAGAGAAGCAGUGAUCCAGAGCAGGAGGAGGCGGAUAAAGGGAGCAGGUCCUGCACGCAGCCUCGUGUGUCCCUGCAGCUGCCUGGGGGGAAGCAGGGAGCCUGGAGCAGCAGUUCAGGCAACAUGGUGAUCAAAGUGCAGAUAGAACCACUGCGACCCAGCGGCCCAGCCAGCCUGGGCUCAGAGGAGGCGGAACGUGCCAGUGAUGGGAAGAGGCUGAGGCCACUGUCCAUCCCAUCAGCCUGCAAGGCUGCCUCCCCCCAGGCACCCUGUGGUUUCAACGCUUCUCUUUCAGCCAUGGAAGGUGUUGAACCUCCUGCUCUGGAGAUGCUGGAGAAGGACCAUGUGUCCCCAGACCAAGUGCUGAUGGUACAGCAGGUACUUCAGGAGCUGAAACAGUAUCAUGGGGCGAAAAAGAGAGUCUGUGUGCCAGAAAGCAGUGAUUCUUCCCAGCAGAACCUCACCUGGUUUGAGUUCCUGUCUAACGAAAAUGAGGACAGUGGAAAGAGUGACAAAGCAGAGAAAGGCACAAAGGUGAUGAGACGCCUGAGUUCCCUGCGGAGCCGCGUCACCGGGUCCUGGCAGAAGGAUAAGGGUAAGAACAAAGAGCAAUCAAAAGAGAAAGAGAAGGAGAAAGAAACAAAGGAGCCAAAAGAGAGUUGGAAAGAGGUCAAUCGGCACCAGCUGGUACCAGGGGUUUUCUCCAGCGGCACCAGCUGCUCGCUGUGUGCCAAACCUCUCGUGAAUAAAAGUGGUCUGCAGUGCCUGAAUUGUGCAGUGAAUGUCCAUAAGAACUGCAGGAGUUUGCUGACUGAAUGCAGCAGCGUCAGAACCAAGCAGAAAGAUUUGCAGCACAGACCUUCUGGACCUGCACAAAGUUCGUCCCAGUGCAUUUCCCCAGCUGCAUCCUUGAAGGAGCAGCCCCGAAGCCUUCUCCUGGGACCGGAUGGCACCCCAGUACUGCCGCGGAACCUCGGCAUGACUAUCACCCAAAGAGGAAAUUCUCCAUCUUCUUUGAAUACUGCAGGAGCCGUUAGCAAAUUUGGACUAAUUUCAGGAGACAUGGAUGAAGGGGACUCAGGAUUUCUAAAGUUUAAGCAGACCUCAGAUGAUGUUGUCUCGCUUGCACCUUCAACAGCAGACUCCAAUGUUCUGGAAGAUAUGGAAGCUUCUGUGUAUUUCAACACAUUCAGACUGAAUGCAUAUUCUCUAUCCCGAAGUGAAAUAGAAACAGAUGCUCAUGAGUUUGAGGCAGAGUCUUGGAGUGUUGCAGUGGAACAGUCUUAUGCAAAGAGGCAAAAGAAAGAAGUUGUAAAAAGGCAGGAUGUCAUUUAUGAACUAAUGCAGACUGAAAUGCACCAUGUUAGAACGCUGAAAAUAAUGCUGAAGGUGUACUCCAAAGCCAUGAAAGAAGAACUGCAGUUCUCAAAUGCAGUUAUCAACAAGCUCUUCCCCUGUGUGGAUGAGCUGCUGGAGAUGCAUGGGCAAUUCCUGCUCCAGUUAAAGGAACGGCGAAAGGAGUCCUUGGAAGAAGGCAGUGACCGAAAUUAUAUAAUCCAGAACAUUGGAGACAUCUUGAUAAAACAGUUCUCAGGUGAAAAUGGAGAGAGAAUGAAAGAGAAAUACGGUGUGUUCUGUUCUGGACAUAAUGAAGCUGUUAGUCACUAUAAAGACCUGCUCCAAAGCCACAAGAAGUUCCAAAACUUAAUAAAGAAAAUUGGCAACUGCUCCAUCGUGAGGAGACUUGGUGUUCAGGAGUGCAUCCUUCUGGUUACGCAGCGCAUCACCAAAUACCCGGUCUUGGUGGAACGUAUUAUUCAGAAUACAGAAGCUGGAACUAAGGAUUAUGAAGAUCUGAUCCAGGCCCUUAGUUUAAUUAAGAGCACAAUCACUCAUGUGGAUGCCAUAGUAAAUGAGUGUGAGAAGGGGCAGCGCCUUAAAGAGAUUAUGCAUAAAAUGGAGCUAAAAUCAUCUGGGAAAUGCAAGAAUGGGCUUUUCUUCCGAAAGGAUGACAUGGGACAGAGGCGGCUUCUUCUGGAUGGGAUGCUGUACUGGAAAGCUGCAUCGGGACGGCUCAAAGAUAUUUUGGCCGUCCUGUUAAAUGAUGUACUGUUGCUCUUACAAGAAAAGGACCAAAAAUAUGUGUUUGCAUCAGUGGACUCAAAACCACCAGUUAUCUCACUGCAAAAGCUGAUUGUAAGAGAGGUAGCUAAUGAGGAAAAGGCAAUGUUCUUAAUUAGUGCUUCCUUACAAGGACCAGAGAUGUAUGAAAUUCACACAAGCUCAAAAGAAGAGAGGAAUUCCUGGAUGGCUCACAUCCGCAGGGCUGUAGAAAGCUGUCCUGAUGAAGAAGGAGGAUCAUUUUAUGAACCUGAAGCAGAAAGGAGACUGGCUGAGGCAAGAGCAGCUAAACUAAGAGAAUUUCAAGAGCGUUUGAACACAAAAGAUGACCUGAUUGUGCAAAGUCUAACUGAGAAACAACAGAUUUAUCAAGAAAUGUCUGAAAUGUAUGGAUUUGAAGACCAUUCCCAAGGAUCCCGAUCUAAGCUGCUUCUUCUGGGUGAUAUCCCAGAAAGCCUGCAAGGAGAGGCACUUCUGAAGUCUGCAGUGGUAGAAGCUGAAAAUCUCCAGAACCUUAUCUUCACUCACUUAGGAAGUGGAUCCUGUCAGUCUGAAGAGAGCAACACAGUGGGGCUCCCCAGGAGAGCGGAGACCUUUGGAGGAUAUGACAGUCCCUCCAUUUCAAAUAAAAAUAACAGUCUUGGGAAGAACAGUGGUAAUGACCAGAGACAGUGGGACUCGAGAGGCCCUGCAGUAAGUUCAGAUGUGCAGCUCCCAGACCUCCCAUUUGAUGCAGAAGAAGGAUCUCAAACUAGCGAUGCAGCGAGGCAGGAUGACAGCAGUGGUAUUCAGCCCACUGUAGAGUCUCAGCUUGUCCAAAGGAUACAAACACUGCUACAGUUGCUCUUCAGUCUGCAGGCAGUGAUAUCUCAACAAGACAGCUACAUUGAGGUGCAACGAGCCACAAUGGUAGACCGGGAGAAGCAGUACCGGCUGCAGUCCACACGUGGCAACCUGCUGCUAGAGCAAGAGAAACAGCGUAACUUUGAGAAACAGAGGGAAGAACUGAUGAAUGUCCAGAAACUUCAGAACCAGCUGAAGCUGGAGCAGCAGCGCUGGGAGCGGGAGAGGAGUCAGCAGCAGAGGGAACUGGAAAUCUCAGAAGCCCAUCUGCAGAGACGUGAGGAGGAGACGCGGCAGCUGAAAGAUAAGUUGAUUCAGGACAGAGAAGAACUGGAGAGGCAACGAGAGGCCUAUCAGCAUGACCUGGAGAGGCUGCGGGAAGCUCAGAGAGCAGUUGAGAAGGAGAGAGAACGUCUGGAUCAGCUGAGGAAGCUGAAAAAGCAGAACACGGUGUCAGGCACCUUCUCCCCAGAACUGGCACAAAACCCGAUGCAGAGUCAUUCUGUUAGUUUCAAUGGAGAAGGAGCAGAACCAUCCCUGCCAGUCUUGAAAGCCUCUGCACGAGUGAGUGUCUCUGGGAUGGAUUACUUGGAGCACUCAGAGCUGGUUCGCAGAGACAGCACCACCCUGGAGAGCCGUCCAGUUCUUGCUCUGAAGAAUGAAGUGCCAAUACAUCUCCUGAGCGCAACUAAUCAGAUCCAGAAACCUGCUGCUGUUCAGCAGCAGAUCCCUACUAAGCUUGCCACCUUUACAAAAGGAAGCAAAGAGAAAAGUGGGAAGAACAAAGCAUCUCAUAGGACAGACAGCUCAGCAUCUGUUGACCAGAAGCAGCUGAUUCCUCCCAGGCUUGUUGGGCGAGAGGAGGGUGUCCUCCGAGGCAGACGAUCAGCAAGUCCAGUCCUCACGAGCAGCCAGACCACUGCAUUCCAGCCAGAAAUACAUGGCUCUGCAGAUGGUCAGCCAGAAGCACUUUCUUCUGCCUCUCCAAACCCAUUCAAGCCCAAUAAUGCUCAUGUUCAGACCCUGGUGACCUCACAGCCGACUCUUUUAAACAUGCAAGAUGAUACCAGCAAAGAAGAUGUAAUUUUUUUCUAACUGUUUCCAUUUAAAGAUUACUCUUCUCACUUACUGUUUCAAGAACUCAGGCUCCGGUGUUCAAUGUGACAGAGACUUCACAUGAGUGUCUUUUUAUUCCUGCCUCGUUAAUACUAGCAGGGACCAGCCGAGGAUUGUAGUUCUACUUUGCUGGCUUCUUUGCCAGCAGCUCGAAAUGAGGGCACGAUGGUAAUGAUCUGCUUUUAAAUUCUCAGACCAUGGAAAUGUGUUGACACGUGGCAUGGGUAUGUAAAUUCAGAGCAUGUUAAAAUGCUGCCAUUACUGCAAUUUGCUCUCUUUGGUGUAUUUACACUCUUUGUGAGCACCAUCUUGUAAAUUGUUGUAGUUGAUGUUGAAUCUUUCAGAUCUGUAUGUAAAAAAAAAAAAAAACAAAAAAACAAAAGAUUUUAAUUGUAAGCCUCCAGGUGGCUGAGAUUUUUUUAAAAUCCAUAUUCACAGGUGCAAGGUUGCUCUCGUGGGUUAUGCUAACUCUCUGUUAAGUAAUUGACUAGCAAAGCAGUCUCCAUAGAGCCACACACGAUAAACAUUGCGAUACCAACUCACCUGAGCCAGGCUGGCAUCUGUUUCUUUAGCUGAUUCAGCAGAGUUGCACUCUCCGUGGUAGAAAAGGCAGGGUAAGUUUCUGAACAGUCUUCAAGGUUCAAGAGCUCCACCUGCUUGUGGAUGAGGAGAGCUGAAUGUGUGAGUGUAUACAGCGGUAUGAAGAGUUGGACUAAAUGCACAUCUGUUUGGCCACCAGCUUGUGCCAGGAUGCCUGGCUCCUUGAGGACACUGAGCAGCUGUCCAUGUUAGUGAGGGCAGUACAGAUUCCUCACCAGAACUCAUGGAUUGGUUUGGAAGGAGCUGCAGAGAUAAGUUCCUUGCUGGAAGGUGUGUAAGAAGUGUUUGAACACAGUAAUUAUUGUUUUGUGUCAUCCCAAGUCUUCUGCAUCUUCUGUUUGUCUGCUGAAUUCCUUGGGCUUUGCUCCAAGUACCAUAAGAUAUCAAAGCUGCUGUUACUGCAGGGAUUUCUCUGCAGCAGUGUAAGGAAUGAAGGGAAUAUGAACUGUUUGGGUUUAAAAAAAGAAAAUGUGCUAUUAGCUGAACCUCUGUUGGUUUGGCUGCUUACAGCUAAACCAGCUUUGAUACCUCUUGUUAAAUGGGUCAGUUCUUAAUCAUGGAAUGAUGAUGUUAACAGAGCCCUGCUCAAAAGGCAUUAUUUCUUUGUAGUCGUUUGCACAGUCAUUCAUUGUGUUGUCACUUUAUUCUGCAUCUCAGUUCCUUAUUUACUUGCAUUACCUGGGGACACUUAUUCCAAUGUGUUGGAUGUGACCAGUCAGAUGUAUUGCACACAGGAGAAAUUGUGUGGAGGGGAUUAGAAUUAGAGAAAUUGGUCUCUCAGAACCUAAAGAAACAGGUUAGUAUUUUCCGGAGCAUGAUGGACUCUUCUUGCUAAGUGAUGUUAGUAAAUACCUGAAGGCACUGAACUCAGAGUCACAGCCUCAGCCUCCCCUAUGAGGAAACUCAGAAUAACCUCCAUGUUACCAGGCAGCUGACACCCCCACAGCCCCAAUUAAUUGUUCCUAUUAAUGAGGGCACACUUCGGUACCAAAGCGGUGCUUGGUGAGAGGUGAGACUUGCAGAGCUUCACAGAUUAUAGAUAUGCAGAGAACUGUAUGGGGAACACGAGCAUCCUUUCAUGGUCGUAAUGCUGUGUUGAUGGUGGUUAGAACAUAUUUCUGUGUUGUUUUUGCAUUCCUGAAACCUGGGUUGAAAUAGUGGGGAUCUCUUAAGAUCUGGGUAACCUCCAAUUGAUUCAGCGGCUCCACAGGGGUGAUUCUUCAGCUGGAGGAUGCAGAGAACUGCCAUCGUCUCUGGUACCCGUGUAAUUUCUUCUGUAAACAUGCAGCAGAGCAGCAGGAAUGUGCAGUAUGUUCCCUCCAUGCUGUGGUUUGGGCCACUCCUAGAGAAAUCCCCAUUGCCCUCAAUUAGCAGUUUGAUAGGAGCCUUAACCUAAAGCUGAGUUGGAUUAGUGGACAAAAGCACCUCAGCUGAGGAGGGAGGUCUCUGUUCAGCAGCUUUAAAACAAUUUUUCGUAGCACAUAUUUGGUUUAAUUUGGUGCCUGUCCCAAUGUGUGGGGGAGAGAGCUCUGUGGAUCCAAGAGAUCUGUUUGGAAGCUUUUCUUUUCCAUGCAAUGAAUGAAGUCAGGUUUGGACAGUGCAAUCUGGAAGCCAUAAUCUGCAUUGAGAUCGCAUUUCUUUUUGUGUUAUGAUGAAUUAAAGCUAUCUGAAUGUUGUCUGCAGUGCUGCAGGUGAGUUACAGCUCGAACACCUGACCCUGACAGGCUGGGCUGUUGGUUCAGCACCCUGAAUGAUCUUUGGGAUAUCGAGUCUGUAACAAACCUGAAGGUGAUCUCUGUUCCCUGGCUGCAGGUGAGAGCCACAUUGACCACAAACAGAGAGAUCCUGUCGCCUCCAAGUCAUUCAUGUGCCAUAGGAGGGGUUUGUGUGAUUUCCUGCCCAGCACCCAGCAUGGAGGAGGUGUCAGAAUAUCUCAUUGCUGGUGCAGAGUGCACCUUCCUCGUGCUGUGUCACAGCCCUAACACUGUCCUGUCUGUCUGAGCACUGUGCUGGUGCAACACAGAGACUUGGAAUGGUUUUAUUCUCGAUUGUAACCCUGGUGCAGAGGAUGCUUCCUCCUUCCCUCCCAUUUGGGCAGCUGUCACUUUGUGUUUCAGACUGAGGACCCUUUUGUAUCCACCAGCACUGGGAACAUCUGCCCUGUGCCUAUUGGAAAUGCCUUCAUGUCUUUACCUGCACUGUAGGAAAGCUUUUCAGACCCAUUCCUGUCUGUAGGGGAAGGAGAUGUGUGGGGUUGUGUUGGCACUGCUGUGUGCUUCACUCAGAGCCAUGAGUUCCCCCAGUGCCGUUCAGUUUAGCUCUGGUUCCUGGGCCCACCUUGCACUGAAAGCACUGAAUAAACCAUCACCGUGUUGUGGUUUAAAUGGACCUUUUGGUUGGGAUGUAAACCUUGUAAAUAAUUCAUUCCAUGUUGAGACUGCGGUAGCAACGUCUUUGUAGCCUUAUCUCAUUGGUGAAGAUGAAAUGGUCACGUUCUGCUGGUUAAUUGUACACUUCAUCUUCGUGCACCAGAUAAUGAUUUUUACAAUGACUGCAAUGUUUCCCACUGAAGGAUUCCAAAGCUGCAAUAGGACUGAAACCAACUUCCAGCAAUAAGCAAAUAAAAGUUAAAACGAG